AUGGGGGAUGGUGAAAGUCGAGAAAAAGAUGUAAUGGACGCAGCGAGGCAAGCAAGCAAAGAACUGAAUGUGAAAGUGCCAUUCCAACAGAAGAAGCUGUUACCUUCAAAAUUCAGAGCAUGCAAAAGCCAUCCGAUCAAAAGUCAGGCUGGCAGGCAAUACCAAAACCGAAGGGACACUCUCAGCUUGAUUACUCACGUUGGGACAGAGUUGAAGAUGACUCUAGUGACGAAAAAGAUGAUGACCCCGACGAAUAGGAGUCUCAGCCUCAAUACCGUUUUCAUAUUUGGAACAUCCAUGUACCUGCUAACAUGCAUGUACUCUGAGAUUGAAACUGAGACUCUGAGAUUGAAACUGAGCAAUCAGGCAUUGUGCACAUCCAAUUUGAAUAUUUAUGCUACCUGUUCUGUUGAGACAAAUGGCUAUGCUACUCAACCAGUCAACCUGCAGAGAAUGUUCUCUUUUACCUAA
This is a messenger RNA of Fraxinus pennsylvanica, 471 nucleotides long. The record is from the annotation of a GenBank genome assembly. Lineage: Eukaryota; Viridiplantae; Streptophyta; Magnoliopsida; Lamiales; Oleaceae.